AAAGCAAAAGGAACUCCCUUUAUUAAACCGCGAAUUUACUUGUAGCUAUUUCCCCUCCCGUGCUUCAAACUUCUUUUAUCUCUGAUACUCGGAGAGAACAAAUGCAUUGAUGAUUAUAUGUAAGUGGUGAUCGAAUCGAUCAAAGAAACAGCAUCAAUGGCCCUCUCGACGCGGCAGCGACGCCCUGUUUUUUCUGAUUCAUCUGUUUCAUCAUCCACUUCAUAUUCGAAACUCGACAAAGCGGAGAAACCAGAGCCCAAAGACGAAGACAUAGGGUUGGGCUGGAUGCUGCCCUUGUUUGCGUUGGGGAUGCUGAGGUAUAUGAGCGCCCACUCCAACAUCAUUCACGAUUGUGAUGAAGUAUUCAAUUACUGGGAGCCGCUUCACUUCCUCCUCUAUAAAUCUGGCUUUCAAACUUGGGAAUACAGCUCCCAAUUUGCCCUUCGGUCAUAUCUAUACAUUCUUUUUCAUGAGUUAGUGGCUCAACCUGCUUCCUGGUUGUUUGGUGAGGAAAAGGUUAGAGUAUUCUAUGCGGUAAGACUCUUCCUUGGCCUUAUCUCAGCCAUCACAGAGACUGUUUUAGUGGUUGCUCUUUCUAAGAAAUAUGGAAAGCGCCUUGCUUCUUAUACACUUGCAAUGUUAUGCCUGACCAGUGGUUGUUAUUUUGCUAGCACAAGUUUUUUGCCAAGUUCAUUCUCUAUGUACGCUGUCACUCUUUCAUCAGCUCUAUUUCUUCUUCAAAAACCUGCCAUGGCAGUUUCAGUUGCAGCUGCUGGGGUGAUCCUUGGCUGGCCAUUCUCAAUAUUGGCUGUUCUGCCAAUUACAUGCUACUCUUUAGUGAAAAAAUUCAAACAAGUAUUUCUUUCUGGUGUAGCAACCACUGUUGCUCUUCUUGCACUCUCAGUUUUAAUUGAUUAUUGCUACUACAAAAGAUGGACAUCAUCCGUCCUCAACCUACUGGUAUACAAUGUCUUGGGGGGCGGUGAGAGCCAUUUGUAUGGGACUGAAGGACCACUUUUUUAUUUGAGGAAUGGAUUUAACAAUUUCAACUUUUCUUUUGUUUUUGCAUUAUUGUUCCUGGUGAUCCUUCCAAUUAAGAGAGAGAAGUAUGCCCCAGAUUUUCUGGUUGUGGUCUCACCCAUUUACAUUUGGUUGGCAUUUAUGUCUUUGCAGCCCCACAAAGAAGAAAGGUUCCUUUAUCCAAUAUACCCACUUAUUUGUGUUGCUGCUGCAGCUGUCAUUGAUAGUUUUCCAGAUCUUUUCAGGGAUAAGUACAAUCCCAAUGACAAUUCCUGGAUUGUUAUUAUUGCCAAAGCCCUCAGACCUCUGGUUCUUAGUCUCAUAUUGUGUGCAUCUCAUAGCCGCACAUUCUCCCUGAUUCAUGGUUACUCUGCACCCUUGGAGAUCUACAAGCAUUUGGAACACCAUGACGAUGUUGGAAUAGGUUCUGUGGUAUGCAUUGGUAGUGAAUGGCACCGGUUUCCAUCAUCCUUCUUCAUCCCUGACUAUGUGGGUGAAGUUCGUUGGAUAGAUGAUGGGUUCCAAGGCCUCCUUCCAUUGCCAUUCAAUUCUACCUUGGGUGGGACUGCAGCAGCACCACAUUAUUUCAACAACAAAAACAAGGCAUCUGAUGAGCAAUAUCUCAGAGAUGUUGAUGCCUGUACUUUCCUUGUUGAAUUGCAACUAAACCGGCCUUACCUUUCUCGUGGCAGUGACCUGUCAACAUGGGAGGUUGUUGCUGCUUUACCCUUUCUGGAUAGGGAGUUUUCACCUCCUAUGUACCGGUCAUUCUUCAUUCCAUAUCUAUGGCAACAUAAAAAUGUAUUUGGUAUGUACAAACUGCUGAGGAGAAUACCCAAGUGAUCUGGGAUUGACAAGAAAAUACUCCUAGGGAAAGAGUUUUGUAUCCAACUCUGCUGGUUUUUGAAGUGUGAUUAGUUACUACGAAGUUGAUCCAGGCCAAUUUGAGAAAACUUAUUUGACCAGCCUAACGAGUUAAGACUUGAGAAUGCCAUUUUAAUCUAGGCCCUUGUAAGCACAUGGCAUUCGUAACUGUUGGAUUGAUUACCCGGUGGUGAACUAUGCAGUUUUUUUAAACCAAUUGAAGAAGAGAGGAUUGGAGUUUAUAUUCCUGUAACUGUGAAAACCUAGUCAUCAAAUUUUCAUUCAUUCCUGUUUA
Molecule: messenger RNA, 2179 nt
Organism: Nelumbo nucifera (sacred lotus)
Lineage: Eukaryota; Viridiplantae; Streptophyta; Magnoliopsida; Proteales; Nelumbonaceae
Gene: EBS3
Product: Alg9-like mannosyltransferase family
Biological process (GO): protein N-linked glycosylation
Cellular component (GO): endoplasmic reticulum membrane
Molecular function (GO): alpha-1,2-mannosyltransferase activity
Source: RefSeq, a predicted model, not a curated record